ACAAACUGCAGCCAACCCUACUUGAACUUGGGUGUGUCACAGUGUAAAACAAUACACAGAUGGCUCAAACAGAACACAUACUUCUUGAACUGAAUCGUACCAGAUCACUUUUUCCCCUGAAGAGUCUGUGUCUAUACAAUGGAGACAUCAAGCUCAUCCAAGAUAUCCAAGGCCAACACCAGCUUCUGUCUGGCUUUUCUCAAAAAGCUGAGUGAUGAAGACAAGACCGGGAAUAUCUUCUUCUCCCCCUUCAGCAUUUCCGCAGCCCUGGCUAUGGUGAUGCUGGGGACAAAAGGCAACACACACACACAGAUUUCAGAGGUCCUCCGCUUCUCUGAGUCAGAGCAACCAAAUGAGCCGGAAGACCCCCAGACGCUGAAGCCAUCGCCGAUGCAAUCACAGAUGCAGACACGAAUGCAGAUGCGGAGCCAGAUACGGCAGACCAGCAGAGUCCCAGAGUAUCUGCGCAAGUGCUUGAAACCUGAGAAUGAUCCGGAUGAUAUCCACGCCAACUUUGGCCAACUUCUGAGUCUGCUCAUAAAGGAAGAUGCUCCGUAUGCCCUGAGCCUUGCCAACAGGCUGUAUGGGGAGCAGUCCUACACCUUUGUUGAGCAUUUUUUAGCAGAAACCAAAAAGCACUACAAUGCCGCACUGGAGCCUGUGGACUUCUUGGCCAAUUUAGAGGCAGCCAGGCUCAACAUCAAUGGCUGGGUGGAGCAGCAGACACAAGAUAAAAUCAAGAACUUGCUGGGCCCGGAUGCACUGGUCGCCUCGACCAAGCUGGUACUGGUCAAUGCCAUCUACUUCAAAGGCAAGUGGGACGAACAGUUCAAGGAGGAUGAUACUGCUGAUGCUCAGUUUAGAAUUAACAAGAGUGACACCAAGCCAGUGAAGAUGAUGCGUCAGAAAACAAAAUUCCAUUUCACCGGCAUUCCUGAGGCCAAUUGUAAGAUCCUAGAGCUGCCCUACCAAGGGAAAGAUCUCAGCAUGAUCAUCAUCCUGCCUGUAGAGAUAGAAGACGACACAACCGGCUUGGAGAAGCUGGAGAAGGAGCUCACCCAUGAUAAAUUUACGGAGUGGACAGACAGGAUGCUUCAAGUUGAAGUCGAGGUGAGACUGCCUCGGUUCAAGUUGGAGGAGACUUACGACUUGAAAGAUAUCCUGAUCAGCAUGGGCAUGGUGGACGCUUUUGAUCAUACAAAGAGUGACUUUUCUGGCAUGUCCCCAGCCAAUGACCUGGUACUGUCCAAAGUCGUCCACAAGGCUUACGUGGACGUCAACGAGGAGGGAACUGAGGCUGCUGCUGCCACUGCUGCUGUCAUAAUAGAACGCACUGCAUUUAUUACUGAGAACUUCAUCGCAGACCACCCCUUCCUCUUCUUCAUCCAACAUAAGCCCACCAAGACCAUUCUCUUUGCUGGCAAGUACUGCUCCCCUGAGUGAGCGCUACUGUACGUCCUGCAGUCAAAGACAGGUAAUGAGACAAUGGGCCACUGGGCACAGAUACAAAUGUUAAGGCCGACAUAAGAACAAGAUCUACAGAUUGAUAGAUACAUCGUUUUUUUUUCAUUGUGCAUCUGUUUGGUCAAUUGUAUCUCUUUAUAUUCAUGUUGUGUUUCUUUUGGUAGUGUUCUUUUUCUUGUUCUUUCAGUCAGUUAAUAUCUCUGUGGGAGUUGUGUGUCUCUUCUGGCAGGUAACCAUGUUGCUGAUGCUUGCACAAUGGGGAUAAGAUUCCAUCAAAAGACAACAGACACAAAGCAUGUUUAGAUUUCAGGUUUCUCUGGGUUUGAAAAUGUAUGGAAAACUUUUUAGAUAUUGUAAGUACAUGACUCCUCAAAAUACACUACUGGUCAAAAGUUUUAGAACACUCCAACUUUUCCAGAAUUUUAUUGAAAAUGAUGCAGUUUAAUGUCUCAGUGUACUCUGAAAUGAAUGCAUAUAACAAAUAAACAAUUGAAGUUAUAAAAUAAAUCAUAGAAUAAGUUUAGAAAGGAAAAUGUAUUCUAAACUGUUGACUCAUGGAAGUAGCCACCUGAACAGAUAGAACAGCUCAACACACUCAAUGGAAAUCAAAUAUUCUGAAUGUGGAGCAACUUGUAGGUUGUAAGCGAUCAAGAAAAGUUGGGACACCUGUAGGAAUUGGUAGCAACUUAGCAACUUUCAAGGCUUGGUCAACCUCCGUUGCUGCAGAACUGCUUUAAGUUUUUAACCCAUUUCUUGUUCCCUGAAAAAGGCCUUUUUGUAUCAUUCUGAAAUGUACAUUAUUUUCCAGUUUUGGUUAAGCUUACCUUUUUUUAUUUACCUCUGGCAGUUCACCACUUACCUUUGUACCCUUUCAAGCUGUUCAUUUGACUUGAACUGCUUGAAUUUCAAUAAAAAACUGGAAAAAUUGGGGUGUUCUAAAACUUUUGACCGGUAGUGUAUAUAACAUAGUGAUAUAACAUAGCUCUAGUGAUUUUAAGAUAAUUUGAUGCAAAAAUGUUACAUAUUGUACUUUUAAAGCUUGUUUACCACUGCAAAAGUCGCUGCCUUCUGUUAAGUCCUUGCAAAUGAUUUGAUAAAUGUCUGUAUGCGGAGUAAAUGUCAACAUUUGACUUUUAAUCUCUACUAUGCAUCAUGCUGUGUGCCAUUCUUGCUGAGCAGGUUUGUCCCUAUUGUUAAAGUCAAUAUGAUGAAGAAAAUAAAAUCAUAGAUUCACAUAAACCGA
Centropristis striata (black sea bass) is the source of this 2707-nucleotide messenger RNA. RefSeq names its product leukocyte elastase inhibitor-like. Bases 139 to 1443 code for a protein of 434 amino acids. The transcript has 10 exons. NCBI's taxonomy places the organism in Eukaryota, Metazoa, Chordata, Actinopteri, Perciformes, Serranidae. Gene Ontology annotation, biological process: negative regulation of endopeptidase activity. Gene Ontology annotation, molecular function: serine-type endopeptidase inhibitor activity. The record is from RefSeq and is a predicted model, not a curated record.